AUGACUGUGGAGCGAAUCUACAUUGGUGGCCUGGACCCGCCUCGGCUGAGUGGCAAAGAUAUUGUCUCUCGAUUAAAGUCACUAGACGGUAUUGAGCUUCAAUCCAUUGUAGACAAGGAAAAGUGCUUCAUUCACUUGACGGCCACUUCAUCAUCACAAGAUCAAUCCGCCUUGGCCAUCAUUUCACAGAAAUACAACAAUGUCAAGUGGAAAGGAUGUCGACUUGAAGUUGCGGAAGCCAAACCAAGCUUUUUACAACGAUUGGAACUGGAACGACAAGAAAGGGCAGAACGAGAAGCACAGGAAAAGGAAUCGACCACAGCUGUAGAAGAUACUCCUUCUAAAGAGGAUGAAGCCGAGGGGCAAGCCCCCAGCCGAAUUCCUCGUCGCCUUCGAAUUCGAAAAAAGUUUGGUGAUGAAGCCGUUCAUGUCGAUACUCGCCCAUUUUCCGUGGACAAUUGGAAGAAUUUCCACGCUGCCAAGAAGAAGCUGCUCCAACGGGCUGACAAUCAUGCACAAAAGGCAAAGAAAAUCAGGGAAAUGAAACAUACAGCUUAUGUCCAUGCGCCUCUGGAGCACCGGGCGGUUCACAUUCGAUUCGCAUCAUCCAGUGAUAGCAACAAUCAUGCUCCAACUGAACGUCAUGCUGUAUCCUCCAGCGAAGAGUAUGAGGCGUCUGGAUCGGAAAAUGAGGACGAUGAUGAGAGUGUCGACAGUGUAAGCUCGGACGAGGAGUCUGGCGACGAACCAUCCGCUUCAAAAGAAGCCAAAGCUACAAAGCCUGGUUCUUAUGAUUGGUCAGAUGAUGAUUCGGAUAGCGACUCAUCCAGUGACGAAAAAAGUGCUGCGGAUGAAAUGGCUCCACCUGAACCACAGCAAGCAGCUGUAGUUGUGGAGAGCAUUGAAGAGCCCAAGCAGCCUGAUGCUCCUAAAGCAGGUUAUGAAUGGAGUAGUGAUAGCUCCAGUGAUGAGUCUUCGGUGCAUAUUAAAAGAACGCAAACCUUUCAAGAUGUGGCAGUGGACGAUGAAUUUGCUGCAGGCCUGGACGAUGCGAAAUGGAACGACAGUGAGGAGGAAGAUUAUGUCCCGGCCAGCGAAAAGAACGCCAAUGAUGCUGCCUACCAAAUGGACAAUGAUCUUUCAGCCAAUUUAGGUGUCCUGACGGACCUCUUUCCGGACAUGAAAGAUAAGAGUCAUCCAAAGGAAGAUAAUGACGAAGAUGCCAAACAGCAGCACGAGCAGGAUUCUAGAUCAAUCACAAAACCUCCCAUGCCAUUUGGAAUCAUGCCAAGAUAUGAUCCAACAGCCGUUGCAUCACAAAAAUACGAAGUGAAGGAACAAGAACCCUCAGAAGAUGAGGGGUCGUCCGAAGAAGAAGAGGAGGUGCCAAUGAAAGGCGCUGAAAAUAGUGACAGCGAGGAGGAGAGCGCAAGUGAUGAUGACGAUGAGAAGGAAAAAGAUGGUGAUAAUGACAACAAAGAAGAAAAAGAAGAAGAAGACAAAACCCCCAUCUAUCAAGAGGGCAAACUUGAAAAUGUAUUCCGUGAAGCACGAGAUGCCUGGCAAGUUCAAUCGACUCUGACAGCACAAAAGAAGGAGGAAUCAUCAUCUACUGGGGCAUUUUCAUUUGGAUUCGAUCUUGGCAGUCCCGAGCCAACAACGGAAAAGAACAAAAAUGAUGGGGGUUUUAGUUUUGGAUUUAGCUUGCCUCCGGACACAGCCUCAGAAGGAAAGGAAGCAUCAAAGCAACUGGCAAAGGAUUCCAAUGAAGCAGACGGAACAAGUGAAGACAAGAUGGAUGUUGAAGACAGUGAUGAUCAGCCUGCACCAGACUCCAAUACUAAAAGGAGAAGAGGCCUUCGUUUCUCCGAAGCAGAAAUGCAAUCCUACGAAGCUGACUUCUUUUCUCACAACUAUGGAGAAGAUAUCAUAGAAAAUCUCCAAGGAUUCCGAAACCAUCAAGAAGACAGGGAGCAAUGGCUCCGAGAACGUCAAUCGUUGACACUAGACUGGAAGCGGAAGCGAAAACUAGCCAUGUCUCGCAUUCAGAAACGAAUAAGACACAAAUAA
Messenger RNA from Cylindrotheca closterium, 2070 nucleotides. The record is from the annotation of a GenBank genome assembly. NCBI's taxonomy places the organism in Eukaryota, Bacillariophyta, Bacillariophyceae, Bacillariales, Bacillariaceae.